Messenger RNA from Cucumis melo (muskmelon), 4087 nucleotides. Its product is annotated as protein transport protein SEC31 homolog B. The coding region runs from base 302 to 3643 and encodes 1113 amino acids. Gene Ontology annotation, biological process: endoplasmic reticulum to Golgi vesicle-mediated transport; endoplasmic reticulum organization; COPII-coated vesicle cargo loading. The transcript has 22 exons. Gene Ontology annotation, cellular component: COPII vesicle coat; endoplasmic reticulum exit site. NCBI's taxonomy places the organism in Eukaryota, Viridiplantae, Streptophyta, Magnoliopsida, Cucurbitales, Cucurbitaceae. Gene Ontology annotation, molecular function: structural molecule activity; protein binding. The record is from RefSeq and is a predicted model, not a curated record.
UUCAAAAUCCCGACUUUUACAUUUUUUCUUUGUUUUUGUUUUGCGCAAAAUUUUGGAGAGCGAGAGAGAGAGAGAAUUGCGAGUCUCUCACUUUCACUUGCGUUUCACAGAUCAGAUCGAAACAACAACAACCCUCGAAUUCUCAUACACUCUCCAAAAAAAUUCUCUCUAAAUUCCUCCAGAUCCGCCGAUCAUUGCUUCUCCUUUUCAUAUAAUUGUAAUUGUAUACAUAGACAGAUUGUUGAUACAAUUCAAUUCGGUGUAGUGUUUGGUUUUUUAUUUUCCAUAGUUUGGGGUUUCAAUGGCGUGUAUAAAAGGAGUGAAUCGAUCGGCGUCCGUUGCUAUAGCACCGGACGCACCGUACAUGGCCGCCGGGACGAUGGCGGGUGCUGUGGAUCUGUCAUUUAGCUCAUCAGCCAAUCUCGAGAUCUUCAAGCUUGAUUUCCAGUCGGAUGAUAAAGACCUUCCUGUAAUUGGGGAUUCUCCGAGCUCCGAACGCUUCAAUCGUCUCUCGUGGGGAAAGAAUGGAUCGGGUUCUGAACAAUAUUCUCUAGGCUUCAUUGCUGGAGGACUCGUCGAUGGAAACAUUGAUAUUUGGAACCCUCUUGCGCUGAUCCGUCCUGAGGCAGGUGAAACUCCACUAGUUGGACAUCUAACAAGGCAUAAAGGGCCUGUGCGUGGUUUAGAAUUUAAUACAAUUACACCAAACUUGCUUGCAUCUGGAGCUGAUGAUGGUGAAAUCUGCAUAUGGGAUUUAGCCAACCCAUCACAACCUAUUCAUUUUCCACCUCUGAAGGGUAGUGGCUCUGCAGCUCAGGGUGAAAUUUCAUUCUUAUCAUGGAAUAGCAAAGUUCAACAUAUAUUAGCCUCUACGUCCUAUAAUGGAGCAACAGUCGUUUGGGACCUGAAGAAGCAAAAACCGGUUAUAAGUUUUUCAGAUUCCACUAGAAGACGCUGCUCGGUGCUGCAGUGGAAUCCUGAUCUUGCAACUCAACUCGUUGUUGCUUCAGAUGAUGAUAAUUCCCCUUCCCUCAGGCUUUGGGAUAUGCGUAAUAUUAUGACACCAGUUAAAGAGUUUGUGGGCCACACUAGAGGUGUAAUUGCAAUGUCAUGGUGUCCCACCGAUACCUCCUACUUGCUAACAUGUGCUAAAGACAACAGAACUAUCUGCUGGGACACUAUUUCUGGAGAUAUUGUGUGCGAAUUGCCUGCUAGUACCAACUGGAACUUUGAUGUACACUGGUAUCCUAGGAUUCCUGGUGUUAUAUCUGCCUCUUCAUUUGAUGGGAAGAUUGGCUUAUAUAAUAUUGAGAGUUGCAGCCGGUAUGGUGUAGGAGAUAAUGAUUUUAGCCCAGUAUCAUUGAGAGCACCAAAGUGGUAUAAACGUCCAGUUGGUGCCUCUUUUGGCUUUGGAGGGAAGGUAGUAUCAUUUCAACCUAAGACUCCUGCUGCAGGUGCCUCAGCUGGUGCUUCGGAGGUUUAUGUGCAUGACUUGGUAAUGGAGCACAGUUUGGUUACUCGUUCAUCUGAGUUUGAAGCUGCAAUACAAAAUGGUGAACGCUCCUCUCUCAGGGUUUUAUGUGAACAGAAGUCUAAAGAAUCUGAUUUGGAGGAUGAUCGGGAAACAUGGGGAUUCCUGAAAGUCAUGUUUGAAGAUGAUGGAACUGCAAGGACGAAACUUCUCAGCCAUCUUGGUUUUAGUAUAUCAACUGAAUCACAAGAUCCUCAAGAAGAGAUUUCCCAGGAUGUUAAUGCUCUCCAUCUGAAUGAUACAGCAGCAGAUAAUAUUGGAUAUGGGGAUGGUAGAGAAGCCACAUUAUUCCCAUCUGACAAUGGGGAGGAUUUCUUUAACAAUCUUCCCAGUCCAAAAGCUGACACACCUUUAUCAAUUUCUGGUGAUAACCAUGCUGCUGAGGAGACUCUUGUUGCUGCUGAAGAACCACAAGUUGAGGAUGGAGUAGAAGAUAAUGGAGAUGCAUCGUUUGCUGAUGGUGUUCAACGGGCACUAGUUGUAGGUGAUUAUAAGGGGGCUGUUGGGUUGUGUGUAUCUGCAAACAAAAUGGCUGAUGCAUUGGUUAUUGCUCAUGUGGGUGGUGGGUCCUUGUGGGAGAAUACACGAGAUCAAUAUCUAAAAAUAUCCCGUUCACCGUACUUAAAGAUUGUUUCUGCAAUGGUCAACAAUGAUCUAUUGAGUCUUGUGAAUACAAGGCCCCUGAAAUUCUGGAAAGAAACCCUUGCCCUUCUCUGCAGUUUUGCACAAAAAGAUGAAUGGACUGUGCUUUGUGAUACUCUUGCUUCAAAACUUAUGGUUGCCGGUUAUACACUUCCAGCAACUCUGUGCUAUAUAUGUGCUGGAAACAUCGAUAAAACUGUUGAAAUCUGGUCGAAGAGCUUGUCUGCUGAGCGUGAAGGAAAAUCUUAUGUUGAUCUUCUUCAGGAUUUGAUGGAAAAGACUAUCGUGCUUGCUUUGGCCACUGGACAAAAGAGAUUUAGUGUAACUUUAUGCAAGCUUGUUGAGAAAUAUGCUGAAAUAUUGGCAAGUCAAGGACAGCUAACAACGGCCCUGGAAUAUAUUAAGUUAUUGGGAUCUGAAGAAUUGACCCCUGAACUUGUGAUCUUGAGAGAUCGAAUUUCCCUCUCCACAGAGUCUGAUAAAAAUAACAAGGCCUCAAAUAUUGAAUACUCUCAGCAACCAAGCGAAAACAUGUAUGGUUCUGAAGCCACUAAACAUUAUUAUCAGGAAUCUGCUUCAGCGCAAUUCCAUCAGAGUAUGCCUACCACUACGUACAAUGAUAACUAUUCCCAGACUGCAUAUGGUGGGAGAGGAUACACUGCUCCUACAUCAUAUCAACCUGCACCGCAGCCUAAUUUAUUUGUUCCAUCACAGGCACCACAAGCUCCAGAGACAAAUUUUUCUGCACCCCCGGGUCAGCCUGCUCCAAGGCCAUUUGUUCCUGCAACACCUUCUGCUUUGAGAAAUGUGGAAAAAUAUCAACAGCCACCCACUUUGGGUUCUCAGUUGUACCCUGGAAUUGCAAAUCCUACUUAUCAACCUAUACCAGCUCCUUCAGUUGGUCCUGUCCCAUCACACAUGGAUUCAGUUCCUGGGCAUAAAAUGCCUCAGGUUGUGGCUCCCGCUCCACCGUCUAGGGGAUUCAUGCCAGUUCCUAAUCCAGGAGCCGUUCAGCUACCUGGAAUGGGUUUGGUUCAGCCUCCCAGCCCUACACAAUCUGCUCCAACACAGCCAGCGGUGAUGCCUCCAGCCCCACCACCAACCGUGCAGACUGCAGAUACUUCAAACGUACCUGCUCAUCAAAAACCUGUGGUAGCAACAUUGACCAGACUUUUCAAUGAGACCUCAGAAGCAUUGGGAGGUGCGCGGGCAAAUCCGGGUAAGAAGCGGGAAAUUGAAGACAACUCGAGGAAGAUGGGUGCCUUGUUCAGCAAACUCAACAGUGGGGAUAUAUCUAAAAAUGCUGCUGAUAAGCUUGGUCAGCUCUGCCAAGCUCUAGAUACUGGCGAUUAUGGUCGUGCAUUACAGAUCCAGGUGCUUCUCACCACAAGCGAAUGGGAUGAGUGCAGCUUCUGGCUGGCUACGCUGAAACGAAUGAUCAAGACGAGGCAGAACAUGAGGUUGAGUUAGUGCAAAACAUGAUAGUCAUUUCUGGCUAUUUUUUUUUUUUUUUUAUCUUUUGGAAAUUCUUUUCCCACCUUAUAGCUACCCUUCUUGUGCCACCAAUAUACCCACACAAACACAAGAAUGACGUCCCUUGGUUGCUGCUGCCGGAUUUUGCCCCAAUGUUUUCCUCUAUGAUCUUGACUGGUUUUUAUUGAAAGAGUUAGCAAUGAUAGCUGGAGGAUAACAGUAGACUUUUGUUGGUUCUUAUUUUGUAGUUUAGAACUGAGGAGAAAGUCCAAUUUUUAAUUAUUUUUAUUUUUCUUCGUUUUUAUAAAUCACAGCCUGAGUCGGGUUUCAUCACAGCCAUUUGUUAGCUUGCAUAAGGGUCCUUCCUUGUUAGAGUGUCUUUUCAUUGUACCUUCCAUUUGACAUAUCCUAAUUUUGUUGAAAGCUAGUUGAAUUUCAAAA